Molecule: messenger RNA, 13644 nt
Organism: Alexandromys fortis (reed vole)
Lineage: Eukaryota; Metazoa; Chordata; Mammalia; Rodentia; Cricetidae
Gene: Mtcl2
Product: microtubule crosslinking factor 2
Exons: 15
Coding region: 30-5729 (1899 amino acids)
Biological process (GO): insulin receptor signaling pathway; regulation of autophagy
Source: RefSeq, a predicted model, not a curated record
AGGGGCGCGCGGCGCGGUGCUGGGUGUGCAUGGAUGCUGCUGGCUCCGGCCCUUUGAGGUCCGCGGGGCCUCUGCCAGGAAAUAUCCUCUCCUGCCGUCCACGAGGCCCCCACGGCGACGCCAGACUCCCAGGAUCCACGGCCGGGUGCGAUCCCCCAGCUCGCAGGGGAGCGGCCAGUGGCCAGGAGCUGCCCGGGCGAGCCGAGGCCGCGGCUGCCCGGGCCUGCCUGACCCUCGAGGGGGUCGCUGUUGCCUCGCGGAUUCCUCCCUCGCUCCCCGCCCGCGUCCCUCCCCGCUGCUCCCGCCGCGUCCGCCUUUUGUUCGCCGAGCCGCGCGCCCCCGAGCCGAGGCGGCGGGGCGGGGAACUGGCGGGGCUGCGUGGGGGGCGGGCCGCGCCGGGCGGAGCCGGGGCCCUGGCCUCAGCCGGACUGGGAGUCCGAGGCGGCGAUCGCCGACCAGGCGGCAGCCGGGGUCCGGGCUCGCUCCGAGGGCGCGGCGAGGCGGAGGGGGCGGGCACCGGGCGGAGCCGGAGCCGGAGUCGCGGUGCCUGGAGGAGAUCGGGCCGCGCGCUGCGAGCACCGAGUAGCGGAGAGGCCGCGCGGCGCGGGCCAGGGCCCGAGCGCAGUCCCCGGACGCAGGAGGCAGGAGCGCAGUCGCGGCCUGAGCAGCGGGAGCGCAUCCGGGACCCGCCGCAGGGACCCCCAGACCGGCCGCUCCCGGGCCAUGCGCGCCGCUCGCUAAGAGCCGGGGAGGCCGCGAUGGAGGCGCCAGCGGGAGAGUCAUCGGCGCGGGGCAACUGCCCCCCGCCUGCACCCGCGCCCCCCACGGAAAGGAAAAAGAGCCACCGCGCGCCGUCGCCAGCCCGGCCCAAGGACGUGGCCGGCUGGUCUCUGGCCAAGGGCCGCCGUGGCACAGGCCCGGGCGCCGCUGCAGCCUGUGGCGCCGCGUCCUCGGCGAGGCCAGACAAGAAGGGGCGCGCGGUGACGCCCGGAACCCGGGGCGCGGGGCCGCGGGUGGCCGGGGUGCGCACGGGGGUCCGCGCCAAGGGCCGCCCUCGUCCGGGUACCGGGCCGCGCCCGCCGCCGCCGCCGCCCAGCCUCACCGACAGCAGCUCCGAGGUGUCGGACUGCGCGUCGGAGGAGGCGCGCCUGCUGAGCCUGGAGCUGGCGCUGAGCAGCGACGCCGAGUCUGCGGCGGGUGGCCCGGCGGGGACCCGCACCGGGCAGCAACCCCAGCCCGCGCCGUCGGGGCAGCAGCCUCCGCGGCCGCCCACCUCCCCGGAUGAGCCGUCGGUGGCCGCCUCGUCGGUGGGCAGCAGUCGCCUGCCACUCAGCGCCUCGCUCGCCUUCUCCGACCUCACCGAGGAGAUGUUGGACUGCGGGCCCGGCGGCUUGGUGCGGGAGCUGGAAGAGCUGCGCUCCGAGAACGACUAUCUCAAGGAUGAGAUCGAAGAGCUGCGGGCUGAGAUGCUGGAAAUGCGGGAUGUCUACAUGGAAGAAGACGUGUACCAGCUACAGGAGCUGCGGCAGCAGCUGGACCAAGCCAGCAAGACCUGUCGCAUCCUGCAAUACCGACUGCGUAAAGCUGAGCGCCGCAGCCUCCGUGCUGCCCAGACAGGCCAGGUGGAUGGUGAACUCAUCCGUGGUCUGGAGCAGGACGUCAAGGUCUCUAAGGACAUCUCCAUGCGGCUUCAUAAGGAGCUGGAGGUGGUGGAGAAGAAGCGGAUGAGGCUGGAGGAGGAGAACGAGGGGCUUCGGCAGAGGCUCAUCGAGACGGAGCUGGCCAAGCAGGUGCUGCAAACGGAGCUGGAUCGUCCCAGAGAGCAUUCCUUGAAGAAAAGAGGAACCCGAUCUCUGGGGAAGACAGAUAAGAAGCCCACUGCACAGGAGGACAGCGCAGAUCUGAAAUGCCAGCUGCAUUUCGCAAAGGAGGAGUCGGCCCUCAUGUGCAAGAAGCUCACCAAGCUGGCCAAGGAGAACGACAGCAUGAAGGAGGAGCUGCUCAAAUACCGCUCCCUCUAUGGGGACCUGGACGCAGCCCUGUCCGCUGAAGAGCUGGCUGAUGCUCCGCACUCCCGUGAGACAGAGCUGAAGGUGCACCUAAAGCUGGUGGAGGAGGAGGCCAACCUCCUGAGCAGGCGCAUUGUGGAGCUGGAGGUAGAGAACCGGGGCCUCCGGGCCGAGAUGGAUGACAUGAAGGACCAUGGGGGCGGCGGUGGCCCCGAGGCCCGACUGGCUUUCUCUGCUCUUGGUGGUGGUGAGUGCGGGGAGAGCCUGGCCGAGUUGCGGCGCCACCUGCAGUUCGUGGAAGAGGAGGCAGAACUGCUGAGGCGCUCCUCGGCGGAGCUAGAAGACCAGAACAAGUUGCUGCUGAAUGAGCUGGCCAAAUACCGGUCUGAGCACGAGCUGGACGUGACGCUGUCGGAGGACAGCUGCUCGGUGCUCAGCGAGCCCUCGCAGGAGGAGCUAGCAGCUGCCAAACUGCAGAUCGGCGAGCUCAGUGGCAAGGUUAAGAAGCUGCAGUAUGAGAACCGCGUUCUCCUCUCCAACCUGCAGCGCUGCGACCUGGCCUCCUGCCAGAGCACACGCCCCAUGCUGGAGACAGACGCUGAGGCCGGGGACUCCGCACAGUGCGUGCCUGCCCCUCUGGGCGAGGCGCUGGAGCCCCACACUGCCCGGCUCUGCAGGGCCCGCGAGGCUGAGGCGCUGCCUGGGCUGAGGGAGCAGGCAGCCCUGGUCAGCAAGGCCAUCGAUGUCCUGGUGGCUGAUGCCAAUGGCUUCUCGGUUGGCCUCCGCCUGUGCCUGGACAACGAGUGUGCAGACUUGCGGUUGCACGAAGCGCCUGAUAACAGCGAGGGCCCCAGGGAUGCCAAGCUCAUCCAUGCCAUCCUGGUGCGGCUGAGCGUGCUGCAGCAGGAACUGAACACUUUCACACGCAAGGUGGAUGUGGCCUUGGGGAGCUCUGGCAAGGAGCAGCCAGAGUCCUUCCCUGCGCUACCCACCUUGGGCUCCCAGGGGCCCUCUAAGGAGAUCAUACUGGCCAAAGACCUUGGCUCCGACUUCCAGCCAUCUGACUUCAGAGACUUGCUGGAAUGGGAGCCGAGGAUCCGGGAGGCCUUCCGUGCUGGUGACUUGGACUCCAAGCCUGACCCCAGUCGGAACUUCAGGCCUUAUCGAGCUGAAGAUAAUGAUUCCUAUGCCUCUGAGAUCAAGGAGCUCCAGCUGGUUCUGGCCGAGGCUCACGACAGCCUCCGGGGAUUGCAAGAGCAGUUGUCCCAGGAGCGGCAGCUCCGGAAAGAGGAGGCUGACAGCUUCAACCAGAAAGUAGUCCAGCUGAAAGAAGACCAGCAGAGAGCGCUGCUGAGGCGGGAGUUCGAGCUGCAGAGUCUGAGCCUCCAAAGGAGGCUGGAGCAGAAAUUCUGGAGCCAGGAGAAGAACAUACUGGUGCAGGAAUCCCAGCAGUUCAAGCACAACUUCCUGCUGCUCUUCAUGAAGCUCAGGUGGUUCCUGAAGCGCUGGCGGCAGGGCAAGGUUCUGCCCCACGAGGAGGAUGACUUCCUGGAGGUGAACAGCAUGAAGGAACUGUAUCUGCUGAUGGAGGAAGAAGAGAUGAACGCCCAGCACUCGGAUAACAAGGCCUGCACAGGGGACAGCUGGACCCAGAACACGCCUAACGAGUACAUCAAGACCCUGGCUGACAUGAAGGUCACACUGAAGGAGCUGUGCUGGCUGCUCCGGGACGAGCGUCGGGGUCUGACUGAACUUCAGCAGCAAUUCGCCAAGGCCAAGGCCACGUGGGAGACGGAGCGGGCAGAGCUCAAGGGCCAUGCCUCGCAGAUGGAGCCGAAGGCUGGGAAGGGCGCCAGCGAGAGGCCCGGGCCUGACUGGAAGGCUGCACUGCAGAGGGAGCGCGAAGAGCAGCAGCACCUCCUGGCCGAGUCCUACAGCGCCGUCAUGGAGCUGACGCGGCAGCUGCAGAUGAGCGAGCGCCACUGGAGCCAGGAGAAGCUGCAGCUCGUGGAGCGGCUGCAGGGCGAGAAGCAGCAGGUGGAGCAGCAGGUGAAGGAGCUGCAGAACCGCCUCAGUCAGCUGCAAAAGGCUGCCGAACCCUGGGUCCUGAAGCACUCAGACCUGGAGAAGCAAGACAACAGCUGGAAAGAGACACGAAGUGAGAAGACCCACGACAAGGAGGGUGUUUCUGAAGCUGAGCUUGGGGGAACCGCCUUAAAGAGGACCAAAUCAGUUUCCUCCAUGUCUGAGUUUGAAAGUUUGCUCGACUGUUCCCCCUACCUUGCUGGUGGGGAUGCCCGGAGCAAGAAGCUGCCCAACAGCUCUGCUUUUGCCUUUGUGAAUACCGAAUCGGUGGAGCCUGAGAAAGAUGCCAAGGAAAAGUCUGGGCUUUCCACCCGGGACUGCAGCCGUGUGGGUACCCUGGCCUGCCAGGAGCCUGCAGGGAGGCAGAUGCAGCGCAGCUACACUGCUCCAGACAAGACGGGCAUACGAGUCUACUAUAGUCCCCCAGUGGCCCGGCGUCUGGGCGUCCCUGUGGUCCAUGACAAGGAGGGCAAGAUCCUCAUUGAACCAGGCUUCCUCUUUACUACAGCCAAGCCCAAGGAGUCAGCCGAGGCAGAUGGACUGGCCGAGAGUUCCUAUAGCCGGUGGCUUUGCAACUUCUCCCGGCAGCGCCUGGAUGGAGGAUCUGGGGGCAACACCUCGGCUUCUGGACCUGCUUUCCCGGCAGCCCUGCAUGACUUUGAGAUCUCGGGCAACAUGAGCGACGACAUGAAGGAGAUCACCAACUGUGUGCGGCAGGCCAUGCGCUCUGGCUCGCUGGAGAGGAAAGUAAAGAGCACGUCCAGCCAGACGGUGGGCCUGGCCAGCGUGGGCACACAGACCAUUCGGACGGUCAGUGUGGGCCUGCAGACUGACCCGCCCCGCAGCAGCCUCCAUAGCAAGAGCUGGUCACCCCGCAGCUCCUCUCUCAUGUCAGUACGCAGCAAGCAGAUCUCCUCCUCCCUGGACAAGGUCCACUCGCGCAUUGAGCGGCCAUGCUGCUCGCCCAAGUAUGGCUCCCCCAAGCUCCAGAGGCGAUCAGUGUCCAAGCUGGACAGCACCAAGGACCGCAGCCUGUGGAACCUGCAUCAAGGCAAGCAGAAUGGCUCCGCCUGGGCCCGCUCCACAACCACGCGGGAUAGCCCGGUGCUGAGGAACAUCAACGAUGGGCUGUCCAGCCUUUUUAGCGUGGUGGAGCACUCAGGGAGCACGGAGUCUGUCUGGAAACUGGGCAUGUCUGAGGCCCGAACCAAGCCCGAACCUCCCAAAUAUGGCAUUGUACAGGAGUUCUUCCGGAACGUGUGUGGACGGGCCCCGAGCCCCACGGCUGCAGCAGGAGAUGAGAGUUCCAAGAAACCAGAACCUCUUUCCCCUGCCAGCUACCAUCAACCUGAGGGCGUAGCCAGGAUCCUGAAUAAGAAGGCAACCAAGGCAGGUGGUAGUGAAGAGGUCAGACCCACCAUGCUUUCCCAGGUGGGGAAGGAUGGUGCCCUUCGGGAUGGAGAUGGAGCCUUAAUUCUUCCCAGUGAGGAUGCUGUUUGUGACUGUAGUGCCCAGUCUCUGGCCUCCUGCUUCGUCCGGCCAUCCCGCAACACCAUCCGACACUCUCCUUCCAAGUGCAGGCUGCAUCCUUCAGAAUCAGGCUGGGGCGGGGAGGAGAGGGCAGCCCCCCAAUGAGUCACAGAGCAGCCAAGCUCCCCGCCUCAAGCAGCCUAGACCCUGGAGAUGAGGCAAAGGAUCACGUCCUCAGCCUCGCUCUGCCUGGGAGGAACAGCAGCUAUGCCACUGCCAGAGAAGAGCUUUUCAAGGUAAAGCAGGGUGUCCCACUGACUGCUGGGAGGUGACCUCUGAUUUCCAGGGGAAGGCAGUGAGGAGGAGAAAAGAACAACCUGGGUGAUCAGGACUGGGCUUCCCAAGCACCUGAAGAACACCGCACGUCACCUCUGGAUCCUGAAGGGGGCUGGCACCACCCACAUCACUCCUUAGGAUCCAGAAAAGGAGGCAUUUCUGGGCAAUCCCCAGGAGUGUGGCUCACAGAGAUACUCCCUACUGACCGCAUGUGGAGAAGCCACUGAGAAGAUUGGGGCUCUGCUUGGGGCCCAGCUUGACGCUCUUGAAAGAGCUGGGCUGGGCAGUGUGGCCAUCGCUCCUUCUUUCCUCCUCCCAGCUUUGCUGAUCAGGUUGCUGGGCCUUCUUGGAGCAGGGAAGGGGGAUAUGAUAGAGCAGAACCAAGUCAACUUGGAAUCCUGGAGCCCUGGAUCCCCCUGCCUGUACCUCCACGUAGCAAGAGCUGGGGGCAGGUAAGAGUGUGUCAGGUUCCAGUUGGAGGUCAGAAGAGCUGACUCCCUAGUCAAGGUGACUUGAAGGCCCAACUUGCAUAGCAGACUCCUUGAGAACAGAAAUGGGUAGGGUCCCUCUCAACACCUGAUGCAGAGGUAAAAGCCUACAUGCCUUGCCUUGAUUCCCUAGGGCCUCUUUCUUGGUAGCAGAGAUGGGUGCCACAAUCCUGCAUCAAGGAGAGGGCAGAGAUGCUCCCUGGGAAAGAAUCUGUUGUUCAGGUCAGGCCAGAGAGCACCAAGAGGCCAGUGGCCCAUGACACAGCCCGAGACAAGGGCCUACAAACAUUUCUUGCCUAGAUUGUUUAUUUGAAUUUUUCAUACUAUAAAUAUUUAAGGUGAUUUAUUUUAAUAAUUUAACUUACUGCCCCCCCCCCAGCCCUUAAGGUAAUUUAUUAGAGGUAUUCUUGCCACAGGGACAACAUGGGGCUUAUGACACCAUGGAGUCCCCCAUGUGGUUGAGGCAGCUCAGCACCAGGCUCAGAUGGCCUGGUUUCAUCAGAAGGGCCCCUUGGCAGAACUGGGGCUCUGCACCUUGUUCCCCCAAUACCACUGGCCAUUUAGUCUCAGAUGGCUACGUUUUACUCAUCACCCGGUACUUGGCCUGACCGCUACAGGCCAGCUUGUGAAUGCUUCAGACACGGUGUAGGCCAGAAUGAUGUCAUCACUCCGCAGACAUCCUUCAUGAUCCCUCGCAUCCCUCCCGGCCCUCCAGCACCUUUCCUCACAAGUCAGACGUAGAUGACUGCAGCUCUCUUCCGAGCACAGCGACCCCCUCCGUGCGCCCGUGUAAGAACUCGCAGGAAAACAGGAUGGACUUCUAGAAUGUUCUCUAUUGCAGCUUUGCACAUGGAUCUGAGAGUGUCUACCAGCCUGCCAGCCUGUUCACCAGCCCUUCUCUUAGCCUUAUAGCCACUCAUGGCUCUUCUUCUAGCCCCAGCUCUACUGCCUGUCCUUCCCACACCCCCAGGAGUCGCCUGAGCCACACCAGUGUAACUCGAACUGUAGUAGAGUGAGCUCACCUGCCUCCCCUUGGUGCCAAUGACGCGCUGCCCUCUUCUUCCUGGCUGGGGAUUCGGACUCAUCCGAGGAUGAAUUGGCUUCUGUGCAGAGUUCCCCAUCAGGAAGGCAGAGAGCCAACUGCAGAGGUAGUUUCCCCCAGGACCAGGGAGAUGCCUCUGCUCUCCUGCCUCCGGUUUCCAGGCUACCUCUUUAGGGACACCUGGAACAGUUACCCAAAGCCCCUCGACCCCAUUCCCUAUGGGCAGUAUAGCAGGGUCAGUCCCUCACACCAGCUGUUGCCUCGUGUCCUAAUGACUUGCACGGGCAGAGUCAGCAGGCCGGUGGACCAUGGGCCAGGUCCUUCCAGGAUGCUCCUGCUCUCCUCCAAGAGGUCAGAGGCCCCUCUAAGGUUAUCUCCAGCUGAGGGGACCACAUCAGGCCACAAGCCACCAGAGGCCUUCUGCCACCUCCCAGAGCUGCUGAGAGCCAGGGAGUCUUGAAGAAAAGCCCCCUAGACCUGAACCCCAGGGCUUAGGGGCCACUCAGCCUUACCAUCUGUCCCAUCUGGGUUGUCGUGCAUUCCCACUGUCUCAGCACCUGGCCCCCACGGCCCCCAGCAGGUGUUGCAAGCUCCAAGUCUUGGUUUUCAGUCCCUGUUUCUAAUUCUUGCUUGCCACUGUGCAAGGCCACCUGUCAUUGUCCCAAUCGAAGCCUCCGAACACAGGGCUCGAUGGGGUUGAAAAUGUUACAUGUAAAUAUUGGUUUGGUUUGAUCUUUAGCAUUUUACUUGGUAACUGGUUCUGUUUUCUUUUGGGGGGUGGAAGGGUUGGUUUGUAAAUCUCUCUACUCUUUUGAAAUGUAAUUUCUAAGUUUGUUUCUUCAAAUGCCUUUUAUGUCUUAGUAACAUUCCCAAAGCAGAAAACUGCCUGGCCUACAUGGGGUACUCCCCUGGAGGCCCGGGGUCAUGGGAAGGAGCAACACCCUUCCCCCCAAUCCAUCCUCCUUCUGUUCACCUCCAUUUUUCUCCUUUUCCUUCAGCCCUCUACUUCCUUUUCCUCUCUCUCUCUCCCUCUCUCUCUCUCUCUCUCCCUCUCUCUCCCUCUCCCUCCCUCUCCUUCUCUCUCUCUCUCUCUCUCCUUCUCCCUCUCCCUCUCCCUCUCCCUCUCCCUCUCCCUGUGUCCCAAAGGAACCUUGGGGCCCUAGUCCUCUAAUAGAUUGCCUGGCUUGGGCCCACAGGGUUGACACAGAUGGGCUGGGGGCAUGAGGGUGAAUUGCAUGAUUGACACUAAUCUAUGUCUCACAUCUUCCUGGGGAUAAACCAAAUUAGACUGUCUUGGAGGCAAUGGUGAUGGGUUUUGAAAUGAAAUUCAGAGCCCUUGAGACCCCCUGACUGAACAAGGAGAAUCCAUUUCCCUUUGCCCUGUAGCCUUCCUCCCCGUCCUUAUCCUACCAAGGCUUGUUCUCCAGGAGCUCAAAUUGGGCCCUAUCUCUUGGCCUCUCCAGUGAUGUUCGUCUACCAGCUGGCCUCCAGGUGACAAAAGCUCUCAAAAAACUUGACCUUCUGGACACCACUAUGCCACUCCCUGUGCAUCAGUCCCUCAGCUUUGUCUCUUGCCCAGAGGCCCUUCCCCCACCAGCCUCUGCCUCCAGAGUGCUGGGAUUAAAGGCGUGCAUCACCACUGCUCAAGGGCAGCUCUUAAGAGGCUUUUUGACAGGCCAGGGUUUAGUAUCUCAUUCUACAGUUCUCAUGCAGGAGCCUGGAACCAGGAAGAUAUCUGCCUUACAGUGGGACUCUCGCCUGCUUUAUGUACAAACUCACUGGGACGCUGGCUAGGGUCAGGGCAUCCCAGAUUUGCCACUGCCGGACCCAGAAGCAAGACUUGCAACUCUCUGAACCUUUGGGGUUAGCUCUCUGGGAGAUCCAUAUGCACCAGUGACUGGUGUUUACACUCACGGGUCCAGCCAUUCCCAGCUGAUACAUGGUGAGCCAGUGCUCACGGUGCUAGGUCCUUGACAAGAGCCCUGAGCACUGGGGACGGGGGUGUCUCAGCCAAACUCAGCUUUAGGUAAAUUGCCAAGGGUUUCCAACAGGCAGCAAAAACAGUCUUUCACCUUAGUCACAUGUUUCGUGAAAUAACCAAGCUAGAAGUGUUGAGGCUGAUGGCGGCACAGCCCUUUCAUUGUAGCUACUCAGGAGGCUGAAGCAGGAGGAUCAGGUUCAAAGCCUGCUUAGGCUAAAGAGUGAGUUCAUGGUCAGCCUGGGCAGUUUUCUGAGGCCUUGUCUCAAAAUGAAGAUUUUAGAAAGUGCUGGGUAGCUCAGUGGUAGAUGCUUGCUUUGCAUGUGUGAGGCCCUGGGUUCUUUCCCUAGUAUUGAAAAACAAAGAAAAUGAGAAAAUCAAAGGGUGAGGACUGGGGACAUGUAUGUCAGUAGUAGAGCACUUGCCUAGCAUAGGAAAAAAGAAAAAGAAAAUCUUUCCCCAAUCUACCCACUAUAAUCCCCAUAAUUACACAAUUUAAGUUAUACCGCACCCCCUUACUUUUUGUUUGUCUGUUUUUGUUUUCAGACAUGAUCAUGCUAUGUAUCCCUGGCAGAUCUGGAAAUUGCUAUUUUGACCUUAAACUUGUAAUUCUCCUGCCUCUGCCUCCCAAGUUUAAUGAAUUAACGAUUAAUAGGCGUGUGGCACCAUCCACAGCCUUAAAUUUCAUUCUUGAGUUCCCUGGCAGUCACGGUAAGACGAGAAGCAUAUCAGGCCUUUAUCGUUUCCAGCCAUCUGUCAUGUGAGGCAAGCGUGUUUGCUCAGAGACAGACUGAUGUGGAAGCGUGAGUUCUUUCCUCGAAGACCGAGGAGCUGCUUGGUUUGCCCAAGACAAAGCUUGUUUUCCGGGUGACUGUUUUACAGAAUAAUAAACUGCCAUCAACUUGAAUGACCUCAGCCAGAUCACAUAGCUAGUCUAUGCCUCAAUUUCCCCAGCCACAGAGUGGUGGCUAUGCCAAAGACCAAAUAUAUCAUGCCCGUUCGUCUCCUGAGAAAAGCUGGCAUUCUAUCAAAUCUGAAGUGAAACUGAGUGCUUUCAGAGGCAUCGAGGCGCUCGGUGCCCUGGCUCUGGUGGUGGUGUAUACCUCCUUCUCUCAUUGGCCUUAAAAUAAAUAGAAGGGACCACAAGAGAAUCUCAGUCAUCAUGCUCACAUUUUAAAAUGCUACUGUAGUCUGUUUAAGUGUGUGUGUGUGUGUGUGUGUGUGUGUGUGUGUGUGUGUACACAUGCUAGGAAUGAGACCCAGCAUAUGAGAGAAGCACUUGACCACUGAGACACAUCUUCAAUGCCUAACAGGCUUUUUAAAAAAAUAUUUUUAUUUAGAGACAGGGUCUCCUGUAUCAUCAGCUGGCCUCCAACUCACUGUGUAGCCCAGGGUGACUUGAACUUCUGAUCUUCCUGUCCAUCUGCGUUGGCAUUAGCCACAACCCCUGGCCAUAGUGUCUUUUAUGGACAUUCACGGUAUUGUGUCACCACUACUAGCUCCAGAACUUUUUCUUGGUCCCAAACCGAAAUUUCACCCCCUCAUAAUAAUUAAUAACUGACCCAUAGACAAUAAUUCCCACCCUUGCCCCAGGGCUGGAUGACCUCUGCUCUAUUUCCUUCCUUUUUACACUGGCCUGUUUUAGGUACUUGUGUAGGCAGAAUCCAACAUUUAUCCAUUGUGUCUCACCCUUUCACGUUUUACUUGUGGAGAAGGGAGUGGCUUGCCCAAGGCCUCACAGCAAGGCAUAGGUGGAGGUGGCUACCAGCUACCAGCUCCUGGCUCUCAGAAGAUUUUCUACAGUGUGCAUGAAGCAUGCUCUGAGGUCUUGGCUGAAUCUGCAUCUUCCCCCCUCACCCCACCCCCUCCUUUAUCAUCAUCCAUAUCAUCAGCUCUAUAGUAUCAUCUCUUCCUGCCACUACUUCCUGGCUGGGUUUCUGCCACCAGAUGAAGUGGUCCUAUAACCUAGGACCAGGUUUUCUUCUCUGGGACCCUGGGAUUUUUACAAGGCCAGCCCUCAGCCCUCCCAUGUCCUCUGGUACACUCUUCCCUCUUCUGUAUGGACUUUUGUCUGACCUUGGCCAUCUCCUCCCUAGCCCUACAAACUCACACCCCCACCCCCUCAGGGGAGGAUCAUGUCCAGUCUGUCCCUCUCCCAAGGUUUGCUCUCAGAUCUGGAAUUAUCCAGUCUUGUGUUUAUUUUGCAUUUUUCCUGAGGGAUCCCCUUUGUUCUGUGCAUCACCAUCACCAUCUCCUCCAGCCCUUCUCGUCAGACUCACCCCACUCCAGCAACCUCCCAGCCUGGAACACCCCCAGUCCCACCCCGCUCUCUGCUUCCUGUCUUCCCUGCUUCUCCCAAUAUAGCUGUGUCACCUUCCGCUGGGAGGAUGUGAGGUGGACCUUUGGGUCUUCUCUGUCCUGCCCACUCUUGGUGACCUUGGUAUAAAGCAGGGGAAAUUUGACUUCUCUUUGGUUUUGUCUCUGUCCGUCCCAUCUGUUCUCCCCUGCCCUUCACCUCCUCCAGAUCAGCUCACGUUGGCAGAACCUCACCCACCUGAAGCAACAGAUUUCGCAGUUUGCAGAAUCCCCAGACCCAUGAAAGGGGACUGAGGACAUGAUACUGGGCCACAGUCCCUGCUCAGGGCUCCUCUGUCAUCUGACCACUUUCCUUCCUCACCCUCCUGGGAGCCUUUGCAUCCCUUUGUCUACCCCACUGACCCUGUUCCCCCUUCUUGCCUUCACUUGCUCCCUGGACCUAAGGGAAGAGUCUUUGGUUUCCUCUGCUAUCUUGGAAGGACUGAGGCAGUCAGGGUCUGGAGUCCUUGUCACACCACAUCCAAAGCCACCUAUGCCACCUCUGGGAAGAGAGACCUCAGCUAGCAGUCUUGGAAACCCAAGUUUGAGCGCCCGGUUUUAUGGUUCUCCCAGAACACCAGAAUGACCCUAUAGGCUUCAAACAUCCUUUGUUUUGGGAUCCUACGACCUCCACUGGAUCCUCUGGGCCCUGCCUUCGAUUCUCUGUGCCUUAUUUUACUUCUCUGCACAGGGGGGCUCACCCACCACCUCUUUCCCAGCAUCUGUCUAGACCUCUUUGUACCUCUACAGCUGGGCCUUGCCAUCAAGUCUUGCCAUAGGAGUACCAGGUUGCCAAGGCAACUGGGAGUAUUUCUGAGGAUUAGUGUCUCUCAAACUCUGUCCCGGUAGUAGAGCGUCACCAGGAAAGGUGGCAGAAGUGCAGAUUGUUGGCUGCAUCCAAGACCCAUGGAAGCAGGCCCAGGAAGUUAGGGUUUGAAAGAGCCUCCGGGUCAUUCUGAUACAGACAAGUUUGUCAACAACUACAAGGUUGUUGGUCUAGACGAGCUGUCAUCUCAGCUUGGGUAGUACCCGGGCCUGGCCUGGGCCAAAAAAUGGAAAACAACCAGACUUGUAGAUUCAAGGCCUCUGUCCCCGAAUAAAACAUCACUGUGACGUCUCCUAUUUUUGGAAGCUGGAAUGGGGGGGACGGCCCUGCAGCUUUCCUGUUACCUCCCUGGCUCUAUUUCAGCCCAGCUCACCAUCCCCUUCAAAUUUGCAUUUUGUGGAAAUCUGUAUACGUGGUCCCAGCAGACAAGCAGGAGGAUGGGGGAGUCCCCAGAGGCAGGAGGCAAAAAGGACCCUUUUCACUUUUCUCUUAGGAUCCCCACCAUUGCCCAAGGGAAGGACACUUGCUGCAAGGAGAGAAUCCCAAGCCCUGUCCCCAUCAGCACUCCCACACCACACCUCCUUAUCCUCCCAAUCCCAGGGAGACCUGGUACAGUGCCAAAAACCAGUCAGGACUUGGGAAAGAGCUAGAAACUGCCUUUCCUCUUCCUGGCCCCCCCCCCCCCCCCCACUGCCUGGCCAAUACUGUGAAGCCCUUCCUGCUCAGCCUGGUUUCCUGGGGAUGGUCCUGCAGUCGUGGGCCCUGGGGGACCCCUCAGGAGGGAAGGGACCAAGGGCAUCUUUGGGCCAACUAUCCACCUCUCCUUUCCACUAUUCUCCCUUCCUCCCCCUUCUCUUCCUUCCGCUAUCCCCAUCUGCCUUUCUGCCUUUAAAGGCUCCUUCCUGCGAUGGAUUGGGUGAUAGGAGGACCGUAGUCUAGUCCACCAGCUCUCCUCGCCCUGUGUCUUAUUUCAGACAUGACAACUGUACAGUGUAAACUUACAAAGUGUUUUUAAUAGUUGUAGAUUGGAAAUAAAGUAUGUCAUAUAAAUGGUU